Nezara viridula (southern green stink bug) is the source of this 4368-nucleotide messenger RNA. NCBI's taxonomy places the organism in Eukaryota, Metazoa, Arthropoda, Insecta, Hemiptera, Pentatomidae. The record is from the annotation of a GenBank genome assembly.
AUUAUUUGGUGAUUUAGGUUUCUUAAAUAGUUAUUCUUUUUUUAUGGUUUGUUUUAAGAUACUGCGAUACGUUCUAUCGAUUAUAGGAAAGCAUGAAAAUGAACUAGCCAAUAACAUUCGGCCACACAAUGUUCAAAUUCAAUGCUGGAAGUGCCAGCAGCUGAUAGGUAACAGUUUCACAUGGGUUACUGAUUUGUAACUAAGAAAAUGAUAAAGCAUUAAACAUAACAUAAAUUAUAGAUUUUAAAUUUUAAAGCCGUAAACAUAAAUAUUAAAGAUGAAGCUUUUGAGCUUUUUAGUUUUUGUGAUUCUAAUAUUACAGUGUAUAAUAAAAUGUCAUGGAGUUGCUGUAAUGAGUAUAGAUUUUGGAACAGAAUGGAUGAAGGUUGCUAUUGUAUCUCCAGGAGUACCUAUGGAAAUAGCAUUGAAUAAGGAAUCAAAAAGAAAAACACCUAUAGCAAUUGCAUUUCGGGAUGGUGAGAGGACUUUUGGCGAGGAUGCACUUAGCGUUGGUGUCAGGUUUCCCAAGCAAUGUUACAUGUACCUGUUAGAUCUACUGGGCAAAAAAGUAGAUAAUCCUGUAGUAAAAAUUUUCCAGCAGAGGUUCCCGUAUUAUGAUAUAAUACCUGAUCCUGUUCGUGGUACAGUGGUCUUCCAGCAUGAUCCAGAAACACAGUUUAAUGUUGAGGAACUGGUUGCUAUGAUGUUGAAGAAAGCACAGGAAAUGGCCAUUAACGCUGCGGGCAAUGCUGUUAAUGAAGCAGUUAUCACAGUUCCUGGUUAUUUCAACCAGGCCGAGAGGAAAGCGAUGCUUCAAGCAGCUGAUCUUGCUGGCAUUAAAGUAUUACAGCUUAUCAAUGAUUAUACUGCAGUUGCAUUAAACUAUGGUAUAUUCCGGCGAAAGGACUUCAAUGAAAGUGCUCAGUACAUCAUGCUGUAUGACAUGGGUGCUUCUAGUACUACUGCCACUAUAGUAAGUUACCAAGUGGUCAAAAUAAAAGAGAAAGGAUAUGUUGAAUCCCACCCUCAACUGUCAGUUCUUGGUGUUGGAUAUGACAGAACGCUGGGCGGACUUGAAAUGCAGCUUCGUCUCCGUGAUUAUUUAGGCAAAAAGUUUAAUGGUAUGAAGAAAACGCCAAAUGAUGUUUUUAAGAAUCCAAGGGCGCUGGCCAAACUAUUCAAGGAGGCGGGUCGUCUCAAAAAUGUGUUGAGUGCUAAUGCAGAUCAUUAUGCACAGGUAGAGGGUUUGUUGGACGAGAAGGAUUUUAAGCUGCAAGUUACUCGUGAAGAAUUUGAAAAACUUUGCUCUGAUUUAUUUGAUAGAGUGAAGAAUCCUGUAUUAACUGCUUUGAAGGCCUCUAGUUUAUCCAUGGAUAUAAUCAGUCAGGUGAUCCUCGUUGGUGCUGGUACCAGAGUUCCAAUGGUCCAAGAAAAACUCUUAGCUGUCGUUGGUUCUGAAUUAGGAAAGAACUUGAACACUGAUGAAUCUGCAGUUUUAGGAGCUGUGUAUAAAGCAGCUGAUCUCUCAGCUGGUUUUAAGGUGAAGAAGUUUAUUACUAAAGACGGAGUUCUCUUUCCAAUCCAGGUAACAUUUGAACGUGACACAGAUUCAGGUACUAAACUGGUGAAAAGAACACUUUUUGGCUCAAUGAAUCCAUACCCACAGAAAAAAAUCUUAACUUUUAAUAAAUAUUUAACAGACUUUGAGUUUAGUGUUGGGUACGCUGAGCUUGAUCUUCUGGAACCUUCAGAAAUUGAGAAUAUUGGCCCUCUCAACCUGACUAAAGUGUCCCUGAGUGGUGUAGCAGAUGCGAUAGCGAAGCACCAAGGUCCCAGCAAUGAGAUAAAGGGAGUCAAAGCCCAUUUUUUUAUGGAUGAAAGUGGAAUUCUGAAGCUGUCGAAUGUUGAACUUGUGGUAGAAAAAAUUGUUCCUGAGGGUGAUGCUGCUGCUGAAGAAUCACCAUUAUCAAAGUUGGGAAAUACCAUCAGCAAACUUUUUACCAGUGAAGAAGCACCCAAAGAAGAACCAGCAAAAGAGACACCAAAGGAAACAUUGGAAGAUAAACCUGAAGAGAAGGAAGAAGCAAAAGAAGGUGAAAAGAAAGAUGAGAAAUCUGGUGAAACUAAUAAAACCUCAGAAUCUGGAGAAAAAGACGAUACUAAGAAACCAACCAAGGAAGGAGAAAAGGAAGACCUCAAAAAGCCGAAAGCUGUUGUACUGAAAGAAAAUAUUGCGUCUAAAGAAGUGCCAUUGUUUGUCCCACAGCUUGGUGGUGAGCAGCUGGAGCAUUCGCAAGCAAAGUUAGCGAAACUUAAUGCCAAUGAUGAAGAACGCCAUCAGCGAGAAAGUACACUUAAUGCUCUUGAGAGCUUUGUUUUUGAAACACAAAACAGGCUUGAAACUGAUGAAUAUUCUUCUGCAGUGUCUUCUGAAGAGAAACAAAAAAUAUUAGAAGCCGUCUCUAAGGUUGCUGAAUGGUUGGAUGAGGAAUCUAUGGAUUCUAAUGCUGAUACCCUUUCUGAAAAGUUAAAAGGUUUGAGGAAGUUAACAGAGAACUGGUUCAUGAGGGUCGGUGAACACAGGGAGCGGCCUGAUGCCCUAAAAGCUCUGAAGACCAUGAUCAAUGGUAGCACCAACUUCCUAUUGACUAUCAAAAAUAUUUCAUUACAGCAGCCAGAUACGCCACAGGCUUCAAUAUUCACUGCGGUGGAAUUGGAAACUUUGGAGAAAACUAUAAAGGACACUAAUGAAUGGAUGGAAAAAGCUGUAACUGAGCAGAACAAAUUGAAGUUAUGGGAUACUCCAAAACUGACCAUUAAAGUGUUGUCUGACAAAAUGGCUUCCUUGGAUAGAGAAGUGCAAUAUUUGGUAAAUAAAGCCAAAAUAUGGAAACCGCCUCCAAAACCAGUUGAAGAAAAACCAGUGAAAGAAGAACCUCCAUCCCCUGCUGAUGCUGGUAAAACUGAGACUAAGAAUGCAGAGAAAAUCUUGCCCUCUGCAGAGUCAGAAAAUGUCACUGAAUCAGAAGGAACCAAAACUGAUAGUGAGUCAGCGAAAGCAGAAGUGCAUCCUAAAGAUGAGAACAAAACAGAGGACAAAGCCAAUGUACCUCCUUCAGAACCAGUUGGUGAAGAAGGAAAACAUUCUGAACUCUAAAAGCUAAUGUGCUAACUUUGUUCUUAAAGACAGUUGGGAAACUUUUUGUCGCUCUGUCAAUUUCAAGACAAACUUUAAUGUUUGAAUAAAUAUAUUUGGAUGGAAAUGGAUAUCGACCAUGAUGAUUUAUUCGUGGUGCGGAUAAUGGAUCAUUUCUUUGCAUUUUAUAUUUGUUUUUUCCUCUUAACAAGAUUUUAAGGAAUAUUUUUGUAGGAAAUGUUUUUAUAAAACAUUUAAUUUAUUUAUUUAAAACAACCAAUAUUUUGUUAUGUACUGUUUAAUUUAGGUAUGCGAUUUAUCAUUUAUUAUGUAAAUAAAAGUUAUAUUUAGGGUAAUUAAGGUGUUUUGUUAAAGAAUAUGAUUAAUAAAAAAUGUGAAAAAAAAUAUUUAUUUAAAAAAUUUAUUAUACAAGCAAACUUAAGUUUUUAAAAAAUAUUUCUUGAAUUGGUUGUAAUGUAUGUUGUAGAACCAUCAGUGAAAUAUUACUGUGAUAUAUAUAAUAGAACUCAUUCCAGUAGCAGAUAGUUUCCUUGCGAGGAACUUUUUGAAUGUAUUAAUCGUAGUUGAUAAAAUUGGUUUGGUAUAUGAUGAUAUUUGAAAAUUGCAAUUUUUUUUAUAUAAAAAAAUAAUUGAUUUUAUCUGUAUAAUGAUAAAACCCCUAUUCCAUUCUGAAUCAAAAGUUUGUUUUCUUCAAACAUCUGUGGUAAAAUUCACAAUAAAAAUAAAGAUUGGUCCAUUAUUUUGAUACUAUCCUGAAUACACACUAAGAAGUUUUUUGAAACUUCAUUGUUUUUCUUCCAUAUGAUUUACCUAUUGCCUAUUUAUUUUAUUUUUUACUAUAUAUAUUUUUCAGUUCUUAAUCUUUUUGUUAAUUUUUACAUAAUUAAAAAAGUCUGAAAACAAGUCUGUAAAGUUACUUUUAGUUAUAAUUGUAACUUAAUUUAUUUUAUUUAAAUUUAAGAUAUUUACUAUCUAAAUUGACAUCUAUAAUAUUUAAAGAGUUUAAAGGGGCCCUUACGCGGUCAAUAUCGAAUAUAUAGACCAUCUGAGGUCUAUAUUCUGACAAUUAUAUUGACAUUUUUAAUAAGUGUACCAUAUUCAAUAAUAUUGACUGUGUAUGGUGGGCUUUACUGGUUGUAGUUCUGGAAAAAGGUGAUAAUUUUUGGUAAUAUUUGAUAUACUGCUUUCUUAGCGUUCAAGAUAAGAUAACU